Molecule: messenger RNA, 4050 nt
Organism: Oldenlandia corymbosa var. corymbosa
Lineage: Eukaryota; Viridiplantae; Streptophyta; Magnoliopsida; Gentianales; Rubiaceae
Source: the annotation of a GenBank genome assembly
UCCGUUCGUGUUCAAACUCAAGUCAAGGUGCAACUCCGUAAUUAACUUCCAUUUUCAAGCCUCAUUUCUAAAACAGAUUUCACCUUCUAUUUAUACACUCAUCCUAUUCUUACAUUUCACUCUCUUCACAGUACAAACUUCACUCUAAUUUCUUACCCAUAAUUAAAAACUCACUUUUUCUUCCAUCCCAAUCCCUGAAUGAUUCAGUGAUCUGUACCUGUUGCAUGAUUUCUAUGGUAAGAAAUGUUCAUCACCAUCACCUUAUGAGCUGAAGAAGGAAGAUUAUAAGAUGGCGAAGAAAGUUUUCUUGUUCAUUUUCAUGUUCCUUUUCUGGAAUUCAUGCAAAUCCUCAUAUGGUUUCUCUGAGCUUGAGCUGCUUCAAACAGUCAAAGAAUCAUUCAAUGAUCCAUUAGGUUCUCUCUCCAGCUGGAAUUCCUCUUUACAUUUUUGUCAAUGGGAUGGUGUUUCUUGCGACAAUUCUUCCCGAAUUGCGAAAAUUUCGCUCUCCGGGAAGAAUUUGUCCGGGAAAAUUCCGGAGAAAAUAUUCCAAUUACAACAUGUUGAGACCAUUGAUCUCUCAAAUAAUCAAUUUUCCGGUGUCAUUCCGGGGAAUUUGUCUAUUCCCUUGUCGCUUAAAUAUAUGAAUUUAAGCGACAACAACUUCACAGGUCAAAUUCCGAAAGGCUUAUCAACUCCUUUCCUUCAAACAUUUGAUCUAUCAAACAACAUGCUUUCAGGGGAAAUCCCUGAAGAUAUUGGAAGUUUUUCAGGUCUUAAGGUACUUGAUAUUGGUGGGAAUGUUUUGGAAGGAAGAAUUCCAAAGUCCAUCAUCAAUUUGACCAACCUGGAAUUCUUGACCUUAGCCUCAAAUCAAUUGAUUGGUGAAAUUCCACCUGAAUUAGGCCUCAUGAAGAGGUUGAAGUGGAUUUAUUUGGGCUACAACAAUUUCUCCGGCGAGAUUCCGAAAGAAAUCGGUGGGUUAACCUCCUUAUCUCAUCUUGAUCUUGUCAACAACAAUCUCACUGGUGAAAUACCUACAUCAUUUGGUAACCUUACCAAUCUCCAAUACCUUUUCCUUUACUUCAACAAACUCACAGGUAUUAUCCCUGUAUCCAUCUUUGGCCUCCAAAGUCUAAUUUCCCUUGAUUUGAGUGACAACUUUUUGUCAGGAGAAAUUCCUGAAUCCAUUACUCAAUUACAAAACCUGGAAGUCCUCCAUUUGUUUUCCAACAAUAUUACAGGGAAAAUACCAAAUGCUUUAUCUUCUUUGCCUCAUCUCCAAGUUCUUCAAUUAUGGUCAAACAGAUUAUCAGGUCAAAUUCCACAAGACCUUGGUAAGAAGAAUAAUCUCACCAUCUUAGACCUUUCCACAAACAAACUCACUGGAAAAAUCCCUGAACGCUUAUGUGAAUCACAUCAGCUUUUCAAGCUCAUUCUCUUCUCAAAUUCUCUUGAAGGCCAAAUUCCAAAGAGUUUAGGUCAUUGCACAAGCUUGCAGCGAAUUCGCCUUCAGAACAACAAAUUAUCCGGCGAAUUACCGCCCGGGUUUGGAUCGCUUCCUCUUGUUUAUUUCCUUGAUUUAUCUGGAAAUAAUCUUGAUGGCAAAUUCAGGGGACAAAAAUGGAACAUGCCUGAAGUUCAAAUGCUGAACUUAGCUGGAAACAAGUUCACUGGUGAAAUCCCUGAUUCGUUUGGAAGCAGAAAACUGGAAAAGCUGGACUUAUCGGACAACGGCUUUUCGGGUAGAAUUCCUCCGGGUCUAUUCAGGACUUUGUUGAAAUUGGUGGAGCUGAAACUCAACGAGAACAAGCUUUCAGGUGAAAUCCCUGAUGAAAUAUCUUCGUGUAAAGAGCUUGUUAGUCUUGAUCUUAGCCAUAAUGAACUCACCGGGAAAAUCCCGAGUAGCCUUUCGGAAAUGCCGGUUCUUGGUCAGCUGGAUUUAUCCGUAAAUCAAUUAUCAGGCGAAAUCCCUCCAAGAUUAGGCGCUGUUGGUUCACUUGUUCAAGUGAACAUUUCUCAUAAUCAUUUUCAUGGAAGUUUACCGUCCACCGGCGCAUUCCUGGUGAUCAAUUCCAGCGCUGUCGCCGGAAAUGAUCUGUGUGGCGGCGAUCGGACGACCGGAUUACCGCCAUGCAAACGGAACAAAUCCCCUGCAUGGUGGUUGUUCUUGACUUGCUUUCUUUCCUUCAUCUUGGUGGUAUUUAUGGUAACGGCAUUUGGAUAUCUGAUUAUGAAACGUAAAAGGGAUUCGGAUUCGGAUUCAAUGAAGAUGGAGAGUGAAGAUGGGAAUUGGGAAGUCCAAUUCUUUAAUUCCAAGGCUUUGAAAUUGAUGACCGUGGAGGAUAUUUUCUCAUCCACAAAAGAGGAAAAUCUCAUUUCCAGAGGACUAAAAGGCGCAACCUAUAAAGGAACUUCUAGCAUUAACGACGAAUUCCAAUUCGUCGCCACAGUCUUUAGCGACACAAGUUCUUUCCAUGAUACUCAUCAGAUUGAAACAAUUGGAAGGAUCGAUCACCCGAAUGUUAUAAAAUUAAUCGCUGCAUGCAAAUCCGGGAAGACGGUGAUUUUGGUUUACGAGUACAUUGAAGGGAAGAUCUUGAGUGAAUCUCUUCCGGAAUUGAGUUGGGAUUCUCGGACAAAAGUUGCCAUGAAGAUUGCUAGAGCCCUUAAUUAUCUACAUUGUUGCUGUUCACAACUUGGUGAUUAUGAAAUCACAACUCAGAAUAUUUUGGUUGAUCUCAAAGAUGAACCCUACUUGAAGCUGAGUUUUCCUGCCGGAUCAUCAUCUUCAAAGAAUUGUGCAAACAACAAUAACAACAAUAAAUGUGUUGCCUCAUCAGCCCAUGUUGCUCCAGGUAAUUUCAAGCUAUAUAUCCCUUCAUUAAUCGUCUUUGGUUUCAACUUUUUUCGUAAUUUGUCUUUGAUUGAAAUGAUAAGUCAUCGUUGGUAGUAUUUUGUUUUUUUUCUUAAGGAAAAAAAAUUACUUACCUAAUUGGUAACGUCCAUAUGAUUCCCUUGUACAAUUUUGUCAUGAUAGUUUUUGGUUAUCGGAAAUGGUGCAGAAGUGAUUGUUCAUCAUUUCUACUUUUGACUACCCCAUGUUCACUGGUAGAAUAGUCAGAUUUUUUUGCCAUCCCAAUUUCCGUUAUUGUUCGAUACUAAAUAAUUUUUUUUUGAUCAUAAUUGUACUUUGAAAAUAAUUUUUUUAUUGUUCGAUACUAAAUAAUUGAAGACAUAAUCAUGAAUCAUUUGUUACAUUUGUACUUUAAAAAUUAGUCUAUAAUGUUAAAAGUGACAAUCAUUAGGCAAAAGCAAACUCUCUAUAGUUUUUUAUUUUUCCGGCCAUGCAAGUCUAUGGUCAGUCAUUAUCAAUAAUCACAACUUGGUUAAUUAAUUAAUCAAUUGCAGAAACUUCAUCGGAAUCCAAUGUUGCCUCUGAUCAGGCCAGUGACAUUUACGGGUUCGGCCUCCUUUUAAUUGAACUCUUGACCGGAAAAAGCCGCUCCGACGCCGAGUUCGGCGUGCACGACGGCAUUGUUCAGUGGGCUCGGUACUGCUAUUCGGAUUGCCUGCUUGAAACGUGGGUUGAUCCAAACAUCCUCAAAGGAAAUACUAAUGCAUUGGAUGAAUGUCAGAAUCAAAUGGUGGAGAUUAUGAAUUUGGCUCUUCAGUGCACAUCUAUUGACCCAUCAGCAAGACCCUUUGCAAGUGAUUUAGUCAAAGCUCUUGAAUCGAUUGUGAGGUCAAAUAAUUCAUGUAUAUUAGGCAUCAAGUAUUUUCUCUAAAUGAUGAUGAUCAAUAUUAAUCUAGCUAGUUUUGGAUUGCCUAACUUCAUAUAUGAGCUUUUUUUUUUUUUUUUUCCUUCUUUUUUCUUUUUUCCUUUUGGGUUUCUUUAUCUUUUUAUUGGAUUUUUGUACGAGCUAGUCUAAUUGAGUGUGUGGUGCUCAUCAUUGCUCCUUUUACUUUUUGAGUGUAAAAUGUAAAUAUUUAAGGAAAGUUCAAUGAUAUCAAAUUCCAAUUGACAUUUUGGACUUCUUCGUCUUCUUUUUU